This is a messenger RNA of Culex pipiens pallens (northern house mosquito), 969 nucleotides long. RefSeq lists its product as uncharacterized. Gene Ontology annotation, molecular function: zinc ion binding. NCBI's taxonomy places the organism in Eukaryota, Metazoa, Arthropoda, Insecta, Diptera, Culicidae. The record is from RefSeq and is a predicted model, not a curated record. The transcript is spliced from 2 exons. Gene Ontology annotation, cellular component: nucleus. The coding region runs from base 41 to 910 and encodes 289 amino acids.
UUUUUAAUCCGGAACACUUCCAUUGAAAAUUGUCGCUAAAAUGUAUCCAAAACAUUUUCAAACGUGCUGCCGUCUAUGUCUGGGCACUUCCAAGAAGCAGCUGGAAAUCUUCGCCGUUCCAGAACUAUCGGAAAUGCUUCAAACGCUGUACAAGUUGGAGAUUACUCCAAUGGACGAUGCCAGCACCAGCAUCUGCGUCGACUGUUAUUACGAGGCAAAGGUGUCCUGCAACUGGUUGCGAGUUCACCGGAAGCUGAAACAGCAGUCCGAGGAGAACCAGGCAAUUUUCGAGAAGCAACUGAAGGUAACGGAACCGAUCGAAAAGGUCUUCGGCAUCAACUGGAAGACCAACAGCCUUCUGAAGAACCACCAUAGCCAGCAGCAUCAGUUACGACAGGAACUACUAAACUGGGAUGAACGGAUCGCUAGCGCAGCGGAAAAUUAUCCGGCGAGAUGUGGACUCUGCCCCAGUGUGUUUCCGGACGCGAGAUCCCUUCGUCAUCACAACCUCAAUGUCCACAAGAUCGGUCUUGGUCAGCCGUCGAAUCCCGUUACAGAGAGGCAUCCGAUGAAGAGGGUGCAUCGCUCCCGGUCGACUCGAGCUAUGGAGAAUUACCCGGUCGUGGCGGAACCAACGGGGCGGGCCACAAGGCGUAGCAAAUCGAUUGCCUGCCCGGUGGAACUUCUGCAGGCAAUAAGUCAGCCUCCGGCGUGCCGAACUCGUUCCAAGAGUCAAGAUGUGGAUAAGUUGCUGGCGGAAACAGCAACAAAAGACGUUCCACACAGGUUCUUUUGCGACAUUUGCGGUCACGGAUUCGCAUCGAAGUAUCGUGUCGUUCGACACAAGAAAAAAGAGCACAAAACUCCAGACUCCGUAACUCAUGUACAAGGCAGUUUUAAUGGGCUUUGACUCCACACUCUGAAGAGUGUGAAACCGGAUCCGACUAAAGGAUCAUCACGGAAGCGUUC